AUGAAGUUCUCCCUUCCAUCCGUCGUCAGCCCAUCCAGCUCCAAGCCAGGCCCCUCCUUCGAUCGUGUUCACAAGUACAGACCUCCUCCCACUUCGUUCCACUCUUCCGUCCAAGUUACCGAGGAAGAGUUCAAAGGACCACGCACCAGCCUUCAGGUCAAGCAAGCAUACCUCGAUUCGCAUCCUAACACAGACGACGAAGGAGACGCAGCUUCUCAUUCGGAUCAAUCGCACCAGCAAGACUACGUCGAUAGUGUGGCACCUACUCCGUCUCUCGUCCGAUCUUCCAUCAGCUCGCCUUCCAUCCGUUCCCCUCGUGCAUCCACUCUCCUCGUCACCGAUCCAGCCAUGACAGACGGAAAGCCAUCGCACGGUCGAGGCACCGCUGCCGAGCAGGGCGCUGCUCUCCGUGCAGCUGCCGAUCGCGAAACUGGUCAAACCCAUGCACACGAGCACAGGAGCUCUCGUCGAUCUUCUCGCCGUGUCAGCGCUCACGAGUCGCCUCGAACAUCCGAGCGUGUUAUCGAAGAGGACGAUGCACGACACCAUCGUAAGUCCUCGCGUCGCACGUCCAGACGCCACGCUGAUCACCGACACUCCAAGGAGGACCAUCGCGAGCGAGAGCCUUCCAAGCGUGUCGGCACGGCUGCUGCUCAGGGCGCUGCUUUCCGCAAGGGUGAAGAGCCCGCCCCGCCAUCUGCCGAGCAGACGCGAGAGGCUCGCGAGCGUCACAUCCGCGCAGCCUAUGGCGAGACUCCCAAGCUCGGCAAGGGUUCUCCCAACAAGCCUCCCGUCUACCCCAUGACCGGUAUCGACAACCUCGCCCUCUUGAUGGAGGACGACUCAUACACCACUUCGUGCUUCUCCAUCUACAUGUUCAAGACCGAACUCGACCUCGAGACGGUCGACAACUUCUUCGAGGUGCUCGCCGAGACAUAUCCAAAGUACCGCUAUGUGGUCGACCUGGAUCCCAAGCUUUCCAAGAAGCUCGAAAAGCAGACGCUCAAAGGUGACCCUGGCUCGUCACCGCCUCGCGGCGACUUUGACGAAGGCCGUCGCACUCGCUACGCCAAAGGUCUCAAAGCGGGUUCGCUCUUCUCCCCCGCUCGCUGGAGGUUCGUGCCCGAUUUCGACCUCAAAGAGAACAUCGAGCAUGUAGCUCAGUGCCCUGACGGUGGGGACGACAAGGCCCUCAACAAGCUCGCUGGUCACUUCAUCGGUCGCCACUACGACUACUCCAAGCCUAUCUGGGAAGCCAUGGUGGUCAAUGGUCUCAACACCUCGGAUGGAGGUCGCAGCGCACUCAUGAUCAAGAUCCACCACUGUUUCUCUGAUGGUCAGGGCAUGAUUCAGAGCUACCACGCUGCACUGGGAGCGCUCGAACAGGGCGUUGGCAUUCGUGACAUCCAGAACAAGGUCGACACCAACACGUCGCAGAACAAGAGGCCCGGUCAGCGUGAGGAUAAGCCAACCGUGUUGGGCACCAUCCAGCACGCUGGUCACUUGGCUCGCGGUCUCUACUUCCGCAAGCGCAAGUCGUUCCUUUAUCAGGAGAAGCGCAAGCGUGCUGCCGGUCGACUCUACUGCCACAGUGAAGGCAUCGACAUGGACGACAUCAAGAUGAUCCGCAAGGCGUACGGCACCGAGAAGUUCAAUCUGACGCUCAACGAUGUCGCGCUCGCCAUUCUCGCUCGUGCGCUUCGCAUCGCCUCGGAGCGUGUCGACCCCAGCAGGAGGCACAAGGACAAGCGAGUCGCCAUCUUUGUGCCCAUCUCGGUUCGUCCCAAGGGUGACUGGUCGCUCAGCAACGCUACCACCGGUUCCAUCGCCUGGCUUCGCUUCGAGAAGGAGGCCAAACCCGACUUCGAAGAGCAGCUCGCUCAGGUUCACCGCGAGAUGGGCCGUGUCAAGCGCUCCUACGGUCCCAAGAUCCUCUACAAGGUCUUUGACACCUUCAGCAAGCGUCGCAUCACCUACCUCCCCAACUAUCCUCUGCUGCGCUCCAUCUACUACCGCGCCUUCCGCGAGUACCACGUUGCCACCAACGUGCCUGGCCCUCCCAAGCCCGUCAAGUUCGGCGAUCACGAGGCCUACAGCUACCACGUCCUGCCGCCUUCCAGUCCCGGCAAGUCGACCAUGGCCAUCGGCAUGAUCUCGUACGCCAACGAUUUCUCGCUCGCCGUGUCGUGCGACGACGUGCCCGAGUUCAAGCAUCUCGCCGAGGAGAUCUGCAAGGCAUUCCAGGAUGCCGCCGCUCAGAUCAUCGAGGCUGCCCACGAGAAGCUCGGGAGCAAGAAGGAAGGCGGCGCCACCAAGGCGCAAUGA
Messenger RNA from Kalmanozyma brasiliensis GHG001, 2325 nucleotides. Its product is annotated as O-acyltransferase, WSD1, N-terminal. The transcript has a single exon. Bases 1 to 2325 code for a protein of 774 amino acids. The record is from RefSeq and is a predicted model, not a curated record. Gene Ontology annotation, cellular component: plasma membrane. Gene Ontology annotation, molecular function: long-chain-alcohol O-fatty-acyltransferase activity; diacylglycerol O-acyltransferase activity. Gene Ontology annotation, biological process: triglyceride biosynthetic process. Lineage: Eukaryota; Fungi; Basidiomycota; Ustilaginomycetes; Ustilaginales.